CAUUCCCACACUCGCCGGUCACGAAAUGAAAUUUAUUGAAAUCUUUAUUCCGAAAGCAUAGGAUUUGGAGGUUUAUUCAAUAAGUGAUCUUCUUUGCGCACAAGCUUACUCCAUUUCUUAGAGGUACAGUCAAAGUUUUCGCGUUAUAAAAGCCAUAAUCUGUGCCAAGGCUUUAUCUGGCGAUUCAUGUUAUUGGCGCUCAAGAAAGUCAGAUCGACCGCGGCUGAAUUGUAGCGUUACUGCAGCUACUUUGCAGCGUUUGAAAGUCGGCAACUGCGCUGCAAAACCGCUGCCGAGAGCUUCAAAGAGCCUUUAAAGGCUGCACAGCGCUUUUGCAUCCCGCUGCAACUUGAAUGAAGCUGCUGUUUGGCUUCUAAAAGGCUGCUGAACAGCUGUAAUUUAGCUGUACAGCUAUUUUGCAGCGAUUUUGUGGCGCUGUACAGCGCUGCAAGUUUCGUACGGGAUAGGCAGAUCAAACAGUAAGAACUGUAUUAAUUAUCUUUUAAAACAGUUUUAGGAGUGCUUGUGGUAAUGGUUUACUCUGCAUUUGGUAAGACCUUGACUCUCACCCUCGAAGCUCAUGUGCGUAAUAUUGCUUAUCAGGCUUAUGCACAACUCUUUCAAUAGUUUACCCUCCCCCUUGAGGGAGUUUUCAACACUUUGAUUUUUAAGGGCAAAUCGGUGCGUUUCCAACAGCGUAUGAAGGUUUUAUUCGCAAAUUGGUUUUUUAAGGUCUUUUUAAAAGUGCAAUGUAGCAAAUUGUUUAUUUGUAUGCUUGGUAGCCAGGCCUUUGACUUGAGAGUUGGUAGCGGGGGUGGGGGCGAUUCGGGGUGAAAGUUUGAGAUUUUGGGAGAUGAAGUUGAUGAUAAGAACUAGAAGGGAGAUCCGUUUUGGGAUUUCGUGUUCAAUAUAUUUGCAAAAUCCGAAAUCCGGAUUGCAAAAUCUAAAUCCGGACUUCCCAAUCUAAUGCAACCCUAGAGUUUGUCCCUGAAGAAACAAGAUUGCUGAUUGCUGAUGAAGAUGAUCAUUUUUUUUCAGAUCAAAUGGGUCCUGCAGAUGUGUCAAGACUUCAACAGCCAGGAUUUUGAACUUAUUAUCUGUGGCAUUGUAAGUGCUGUAUGUAUUGCUAUAUAUUCAAGCUCCUGAGUGAACCAGAUAAACUAAACUGCAGGUACAGCUUGUUCAAAGUAAGAUUGAGGCAUGGCUUUGUGACUUUUGGGGGGAAUAUACCUGGCCUAAUUUAACACAAAACUCAAAACUUUUUUGAAUUUAAUGUAUCUGUAAAAUAAAAGAUGGAAGGAAAAAAAUAUUUUUGAGUGACUUGAAUUCUUCUUGAUUUCUGUCACUAUGUGACAAGCUGUUUCUUGUUUACCACUGAGAAUUAAGACAGAGAUUCAACAAAAUUUUCAGACUCAAAGGAAGAAUAUAAAACAUUUAUGUUUAUUGCUCAAUUUUUUGCUCAUAUAUCUAUACUUAAGCGAAUGUGUCUUUUGAUCUUUUAAUGCAAGACAGCUAAAAUCUCUAGGACUGUUUGAGGUAAAAGAGUACAUUUUUCAGAUUCAAAUUCAGUAUGGAUUUAAUUCUUGAUUGAUGGCAUCAAGUUCAUUAAGUUGUUUUUUAACUUGCUUAAUAUUUAGGUUCAAAUGAUAAUAUGCUGUUAAAAUUAAGUCUUUAAAGUUUUUCUGACAAAUAGCAAUUUGUCCUGGAGUAGUAGACACAAUCUGCUUUGAACAAGUUGUGCCACAUUGUUAAAUAACGAGUAUGUAAUACUAGGUUCUGGUUUAGUAUAGUUUGGAAAUGUACGUGAUAUUUUUUGAGUGGAUUGAUCAUGAUUUAUUGACUGACUGAAAGUUUUCGGAGUGGUCAGUUUAAUUCAUUUAACUAAUUGACCAACUCACUAACUGAUUAACUGGUCAACUGUCUGGCUGAUUUUCUGACUAACUGUCUGAUUGACUGAUUCCCUAACUGUCAAACUAAGUGACUGUUUGACUGACUGACUGACUGACUGACUGGCUGACUUACUAAUUGAUUCACUGACUGACUAAAUUGAUGACUUACAGUUGGCUGACCAACUAACUGGCUGACUUUAAUAUUGAUGGACUCCCUGACUGUCUAGCUGGCUUGCUGACUGAGUGGCUGACUGGCUUGCUGACUGACUGACUUGCUGAGUGACUGACUGGCUGACUAUUUCAGUGACUGGCUAAAUGGCUGAGUUUUUUGACUGCCUGACUGACUGACUGAUUGUCUCCAACUGACUGACAGAAUGGCUGACCUGCUAAAUGCCUGCCUUAUUGACUAACUGAAUAUAACUGACUGGCUGACAUGUUGAGUGAGUGACUGAUUGACUAACUAAGUGACUCAUUGAUAGACUGACAAACUGGCUUACUGACUGAGCUGCUGACUGACUGACCUAUCGACUGACUGAUAUGGAGUAGCGGUAUGGACUUGGAGUAGGGACAUAAUCUGCUUUGAACAAGCUGUUCCACAUAAUGUUAGGUAAUAAGUAUAUAAUGCCAAAUUCUGCUUUGAUUCCUAAAUUUUCAAGAGUGUACUGAUUUAUUGAGUGACUGACAACUUCUGGAUCUUGCCUAAUUUGUGCACCCCUCGGUCGACAUAUCAGUCUAUUACAAAAUAUUGACUGAAAAGUGACCCAUGUGUUGUUUGAUAAUAUUGACCGACAUAUCGGUUAUAUUGGUUGAUUGAGUUUCGGUCAAUAUGUCGGCCGAUUUUGGUUGUCCGAUUGUUGGCGGAAAUGUUGAUUGAUAGGCUACUGACAUUCCGCUGAUACUUCACUAAUACUUGAGUACUCGGUGGACUGUAGCCUGUGUUGCAGACGUAGUUUAACUUAGGUUAGAAACGUCUGUGGAGGAGCAGCGUAGAUAUCCCUGUUCUGCCUCCCGCUUCUCAGAGGCUUCUUUGUGUUAUUGUUGUACAUCACUGUCUCAAAUUGGGUGCGGUCACCUCUCUUCAGCUUGGAACAAAAUUCCCUUCUUUUAAGUAACAUGGCGAAUCGGGAUAAUCGCGAAAAUGUUUAAAAGGAUGGUGUGCAGCUUAGCAUAGGUCACUUAGUCAGUAACUACUGACUGCCUUAUGGUACAUACCGGUAGAAUAGUCAGACUAAACUUAAACUGGAAAAAGAUCAUAGUUCAAUCGUUACAGUUUAUAAAUCCAAAGUGAAAAUUUCCAAUGAUGUGUAGGCAAUAAUGCCGUAAUUUCCAGCAAUCUUCCACAAUCAAAGGCAAUGCCACAAGGCAAAGAUUGAGACCUUGCAAAUCUAUGACAUCAAGGAAACAUCAAUAAUAUUAAGAUGGCAGUAUGAAAAAUAAAUACACGUUUCCCAUACUAGAGAACUUCGAAAAUAAAUAGACUAGUUUAAUUUGUAGACUAGUAGUUUCCAUUGGCCGAUGAAGUGCUGCAAGUUGAGGGCGUGACAGUCAAGUACAAUUCUACACUUAUAAACACAUCUAUGACGCAUAUGUCAUGUCAGAUGGCUAGUUGAAGUUGCGUCUAGUAGUUGAAGGUUAAAAAUCAUUGAUAUAUCAAGUAUUUAUAAAGUGUAACAGGACUUUGCAUCUUAAAAACUACGGAAACCUAUCAAUUAAAUACAUACAACAAAGUAAAUCUGCCAUGUCAAAUCUAUUUAACUGUAGAGUUCCAGUACUUGCGUCAAUAUUGUGAGAAACGUAAUGCCUCAAUACAGCACAAAACAGGAUUUCCUCUGCUAUAAUAUUUUCACAUCUGACUACACGUGCAUGAAUGCACGAAAAUCAAGGGUGAUUCGGGGAAAAUUAUAUCAUUGCCAUCAUUUUGAGGGCCACUAGUUAUUCAGUAGUGUCCAGUGUUACCCUCGUUAAAUAAAGUUGAUUAUUAUUAUUAUUAUUAUUGCCAAAAAGCCAUACUAGAACGUGAUCAACCACACCCAUCACCUCAAUCAUUGCCAAAAAUAAACCACAUGCUCUUCACGAGUCUCAUUUGCAUACAAUGAAAGUCAUCAUGAUACUUAUUCCCAGUUUCCACGCUCGCCGCUAAGAAUGCCUGGGACCACAACCAUCGUUUUGUGUACUAUAUAUGAAGAUAAAAAAACAGCUUGCAGAUUAUGAGUCUCAAAAAAAUAACAGUGGGCUUAAGCCAUACUCUUGUCGUAUGCCUUUGUUACAUAAGAAAUUCUCAGUCAUUGUGUUUUGGUUAACUUUCACACAACUCCAACUAAUCUGCUGACUGACUGAUUGACUGGUGUCUGACUUGCUGACUGACUUACUGACUUCUCUGCUUACCAACUUACUGACAAAUUGACUGGCUGACUGACUGACUGACUGUGGCUGAUAGACAGUGCUUGACUUUCUGGUUAGCUCAUUGACUAAUUGACUUGACUGGCUAGCUGAUAUACUGAGAUUCAUGCUAAGAAAAGGCAUUAAUUUUAAUGCCUUCAUGAUGUUAAUCAAGAUUACUGCGAUUGGUGAUCAAAAUGACUGAUUUUUCAUUUCAGAUCAGUUUUGUCCUGCAGAUGUGUGUCAAGACGUCAACAGCCAGGAUUUUGAGGUUAUCUUCAGUUCUGUAAGUGCUUUAUAGACUGCUUUGUAAUCCUGCUAUUGAGUGAACCAGAUAAACUGACGUUGUGCAGCUUGUUUGAAGUAAGAUAGACAUACAGUUUCAUCAAGUUUUAGUGGCCAUACCUGGCUGAAUUUAACACAAAUUCAAAACUGUUUCAAAUUUGAUGUCUCUGUAUUAAUGAGAGAUACAUGUCUAAAUAUAAUAGACAUGUGUAAGAAAAACACUACUUGAGUGACUAGGCUUCUUGCUGUUGUUAAUAUUUGGCAAGCUGUUUCUUGUUUACUGUUGAGAAGACAGAGAUUAUUAACAAUUUUCAAACUCAAAGGAAGAAUAGAAAACAGAUUUUUAAAUGUAUUUAUUGAAAUCAAAUGACUGUUUGUUUUGAUUUUUCAUGAAGGACAGCUAAAUUAAACCUCUAGGACAGUUUGAGGCCAGAGUGUACAGUUCUUUCCAACAAGUAGCACGUGUGGAAAUGAGACUUAAGAAAUUGUUCAUUUUCAAAUUCACUUUGACAUUAUUUUGUAUUAUUGGCAUUAUGAUAGUAUUAAGCGCUUUAGGUUUUUUUCUUUCUAGUGUAAUUGUUUCAAAUAAUCACAUGCACACAGUUAAAAUCAAAUCUUAAAAUAAUUAGAGUUUUUUCUGACAAUUUAAUGCCAAUUCAUAUGCGAUCUGCUUUGAACAAGCUGUUCUGCAAUGUUUGUAUAAUAAUGCCAAGUUCUUCUUUUAAUCAUUUAUUAUAGUUCUGCAAUCUACAUGUUGCCAUUUGAGUGGACUGAUGUAUUGACUGUUUGACCUUUUUCUUGGAUGAGUGGUCUUUAGCUGAUUGACCAACUGACUAAAUGUGUGACUAGCUGACUAAUUGAAUGACUGUCUUGGUGUUUACAUGACUGACUACCUGACUUAUUGACAGACUGUCUUUAGAACUGUCUUAUUAACCAACUAACUGCAGAUUAUGUUACUGAUUAACUGAUGGAUUAACUGAUUAAUUAACUGACUGAUGGACUGACUGACUUUUUUGGCGACUGACUGACUCAUUGACUAACAAAAUGGCUGACUUGUUUUUGACUGACUGACGACACUGUAAUUGACUGACUUACUAAUUUACUUACUGAAUGACUGACUUAAAGUUGACUGACAAACUGGAAAACUGACUGACUGAUUAGCUGACUUGCUUUUCUGACUGCGUGGAUGGCUUCUUGCCAGUUGAGUGGCUGUCAAUUUGACUAGUUUACUGAUGGAUGGGCUGAUUGACUGACUGACUGGCUAACAUGUUGAUGGCUGACUCACUGACUCAUUGAUUGACUUGUUGAGUAACUGACUGAUUUAUUGACCUAAUGACUAGUUAACUGACUGGCAGACUGACUGACCAAGUAACAUAAUGACUAACUGACCGGCCACCUGACUGACAGACUGACAAAUUAACUUAGUAACAGUUACUAACUGACUGAGUGAGCAACUGACUUACGUCUAACAAGUAACUGACUGACUUACAAACUGACAAACUGAGUAACUGACCUCCUGACUGACUGACUCAGGACUAACUGAGAAACUGCUUUACUAACGGAGAAAAUAGCUAAGUGACUGUCUGACAUAAAAACUGAACAACUGACUGACAGAGAAACUGACUAAUUUACUUACUAAUCAGCUGACUAAAAUUAAUAACUGAGCAACUCAGUAACUGGCUAACUGUCUAACUGGCCGACUUACUGAGCAAAUUAGUUACUGGCUAACUGUCUAACUUACUCACUGACUGAGUAACUAACUUACUGGCUGAUUGUUUGAGUGACUGACAGACUGGCUGACAGAAUGACAGAUUGAAUAACUGACAGAAUGACAGACUGAUUGAACACCUUAUCAAGUGUCUGACUAACCUCAAGAAAUAAACCAACUGGCUGACUGAGCUGAAAAAGCAAUUGACUGGCUAGUCCUCUGACUGACAGACUGUCUGAUCAACUGACUGAGUUAUUGAGUAAGGAGGGGAGGGUAAUGUUAUCAAAGGAGGAGUGCCAUUUGUUAGUACGGUCAAGGGGUGGGUAAUCAUACAGCAUGUGCUAAAAUUUAAUUAUUCCAACAUGGUUGCUCACUGGUACUCAUGAAAUGUGAUGCAGUCAAACCUUUUUAAUAUGGGCGCUAAGGAAGUGUCCGUAUUAACAGGUUGUCUGUAUCAAGCAGGUUGAAUUAAGAGAAAGUGUAACAGCUUUCUUUCCCUAGGGACAAAGCAAACUGUCUGUAAUAAUAAGCUUUCUGAACUAAGCAGGCAUCUGUAAGACAAGGUUUGAAUGUAAUGGGAAAUUGGUCUGUUCUGAAAACAACUGAUGUGCUUUAUUGAAUACUUUAAACUUUUGUUUCCAGAUCAGAUGCCACAGCAACACUGGACAAGGACCUUCAUGAGCCAAGAGCCUCUGUUAUCUUCAAUACUGUAAGUGCUGUACUUGUAUGUUUUGUGUUUUCAUCCAGCUCUUAAGUGAACCAGAUAAACAAAACUGUUUGGUUAAAAGUUUCAUCAAGUUAUACCAUUUUCCUUAAAUUCUUUCAUUUGACAGUUAUUUCACCAUCUAGUGUACCACAGUUGGGAGAUAAGAAUUUUAUCAAUAUUUAAUAACUGUUUCCGAUAAAACAGAAAAAUUGAAAAAAUAAACGUUUUGUAAAUAAAAUGUAAAAUAAAAGAGAAUAAUUCCAAAAUAAGUAAAACCAACCUGUAAGUCCUGGUAACCCUGUAACCACUAGUAAUAGCCCCCUUCAACCAGCUGUAACCCUCCGUAUAUGUAUAGUAACCUCUUGUAUUCUCUUGUGACCCCUUGAACCAUUAUAAACCCCUUUAACCCCCUGUAAUUCCUUGUUAUCCCUUAUAACCCUCAUUAAUGAAAAAGAAGAGUCAGACUGGUUUACAAAUUGCAGCAACAAAUUAAAAAAAGAAAUUUUGCCUUUAAGGGUAAUUAAUAAUGAUAUUGAUGCUCAACUGCAUAAGUGACUGACUGACCAAGAAACUGACCAAGUCACCGACUAACUGAGGAACUGAAUUACUGCCUGACUAACAGACAGAGCAACUGAGUAACUGACUGGGUGACUGACUGAACCAAGCAAUGUACUGACUAACUGACUAGCAAUGUGACUGACAGACUGACAAAUCAACAUUACUAAGUGACUAACUAACUGAGUGAGUGAGCAACUGACUUACUAACUGAGGAACUAGCUAAGUGACUGUCUGACUUACUUACUGACCAACUGACUGAUUGACUGACUGAUCAACUGAUUAAUUUGCUUUGCUAACCAUUUUGCCUGACUGACUGAGCAACUAAGUUACUGGCUGACUGUCUACUUGAAAGGAGAAUAUUACCAUCUUCCCAGCAUGCCUUGUGCCUAUUAUGGGGUGAUUUUUCUGGUCUGUGAGAUGGAAACAUGAAUUUUAUCUAAAGUUUUGCGGAUAGGAUACAGCAGUAAAGUAGGUCUUAGCGUAAUGUCGCAUUUUUCAUUAGGAGUCGAUUUAGAAUUGAGACAGAAAUCCACUUGAUUAUACUUUAUACAUUAUAAAGAACCCAACUGACUCGUUUUGACUCAUAAAUGUGGAGUAUUUUUUUUAUGAUGAGAGACAACCUCCCGUUGUGCGCGAAGUGUAUUUGGUAAUAUUUUCAGCAAGUUUCCAGUGAAAAAGCAUUAAUUUACUCUUUCAUAUAUUCAGACCGGAGAUUACUGUAUCUGUAGUUACUGUUUCACGGCAGUAGAGUUGGAAGUCAACAGUGUUUGAAGCUGUGAAAGGUGCAUACAUGUCAGUUUAUACACCAGCUCAGAAAGAGAUAUCUUGAGUUUCUCACAGCCAGACUCUUUGAUACCUUUGAUUUUCAAUGCAUAUUUUACUACAAAUUGCAUAGACAGCGUUUGAGAAGUAUUAUUGAAUGUUUAUUUCAUCGCGGACCCCCGUAACAAGGGUAUCAGCUUUUAUUUACAAGCAGUCAAACAAUCUUAAUGGGGAAUCUAAUUGGUAAACAAAAUCUUAGACCUUAGAGGGGCAUCUGUAGCUAUCUUGUGAAAGUCUAUUGUGUGAUUGAUACAGUUUUUGUGGAGGAUAUUGGACUAUUUUGUGUAUCUCUCUUGUGCCCUUGUGUUUCCUGUGCUUCAGCUCUUUUAAAUGAGUCACACGCUGGGAUUCGGCUGUUGAUAAUAUAGGUUGAAGACAAUGCAUGACAGGAAGAUGGUAAUAAAAUCCUCCUUUGUCUGCUUAUAACUGACUGACCGCCUGAUGGAAUGACUGAUUAUAUAACUGACUGAAUGACUGAUUGAAUGAGCAACUUACAGUACCAAGAUACUGACUAGGACUGACUGACUGACUGACUGCGCAACUGCAUAUCUGACCGGCUGACAGAAUGACUGAUCGAGCAACUGACUGAAUGACUGACUAAACUGAGUAACUUACCAAGCAACUGACUUAGGAACUGACUGGGGUCCACAAAGCAGGGGUCAAUUAAAACUUUUACAAGUGUAUCCAUUGUUUAGAGUCUGUAUUAAUCACACUCUGAACAAAUAAACUUCUUUACUCCAUUCCAAUGAAAUUCAAUUUACUGUUUUCUCAUUCAGAGGUUUCUGAUAACUACAAUUAAACCAGAAGAAAGCUAUACAUAAUCAAACCGAAUGAUAAAUACAAAACAAAGAAAAUUAAUGUACAGAGAGAAAAACCUUAAUAAAUAAACUAAAGGAUUUUAAACUACACGCACACCUGUUGGUAGCAAAACUGUCCAUAAUAAUAAGCUAUCCGAACUAAGCGGGCGUUUGUAAUCUAACUAAGGUUUGAAUGUAAUGUGAAAUUGGUCUGUUCUGAAAAUAACUGAUGAACUUCACUGAAUAUUUUAAACUUUUGUUUUCAGAUCAGAUGCCACAGAAAGACUUGACAAGGACUUUCACGAGCAAAGAGCCUCUGUUAUCUUCAGUACUGUAUGUGCUCUAUGUUUUGCUUUGUAAUCCAGCUCUUGAGUGAACCAGAGAAACAGGAUUGUUGGCCAGGUGAUUUCAAAGUUUGAUUAAGCUAAUCCAGGGAAAGCUGUCGUAACAUAGUUAUAUUGUACCUAAUUCCUUCAUUUCACAGUUAUUUCACCAUCAAGUGUACCACUUUUGGGAGUAGAAGUUUAUCAAAUUAUCUUACCUUUUCUAGUAAAACAACAACAACAGCAGCGGCAAUAAAAACUAUAAAAAAACAAAAAUGUGCAAAAUAAAAUGCGACAUAAACGAGCAAAAUUCCAAAAUAAAAUUAAAUCAAGUACAGUUGUUCAGCUUGGUCAACAUUAUUAUGGUGAAAAUAAAAAUUGGACUCAGGAUCAUCCAAUUGAGUGUAGUGCUGAACAGCUACAGCUGUCGGGGAUUUAGUGACUGGCAUUUCAAAAGUGUAUAAAAGAAAUCAACAGGGUUGAACAAAUAUUUUAUUAUUGACUUUUGAAUAAAUAAUAUCGGUACUUCAAGACCAAGCAAAUAAAAUCAUUAUUUUUAAGGGAUGCAUUCAGCAUUUCUGUUGAACUUUGUAUGAAUCAUUCAUUUUACGUUAUAUAAAUGCUUGUGAUCGCUAGUUUUAUGUCUGCAGGGAAUCACAAUACAAAGACAGCUGAAACACACUGAAAUCUUUUUGGUUUUAAUAACAAAAAUAAUUUGAUUGAUGUGACUGAAAAGAGAUAAUGCACUUGUUGGCGAAGUACCGAUAAUCAGAAGACUUAAAUGCAAAAACCAUGGUCAUUAAAAGUUUUCUCCUGGAUUAGCAUUUAUCAACUUUCUUCCACUGUGUCACAACAUUUAAGCCAGUAGCCAAGUUCUGCUGAUAUAAUAAUAAUAAUAAUAAUAAUAACAAUAAUAAUAAUAAUAGUAAUAAUAACAAUAAUAAUAAUAAUAAUAAUAAUAAUAAUAACAAUAUUAAUAAUAAUAAUAAUUAUUAUUAUUAUGAGGUUGUUAUUAUAGUACAGUACCUGUUAGUGCAGAUAUGCAAUCCAUAUUGUACCCUUCAAAUUUCUUACCAAAUUGAUCUAUUCAAAUGACUAUCUGACUUAAUAAAUUUUGCUCAUGCGUUCCUGACAUUUAAAUUAUUACCUGUAUUCACUAUUCACUUUCAAACCUUCAAAAUAAUAAGUAAUUUGAAAACUUUGCUUUAAAGUGUGAAACUAACAGUUCAAAUUGAACUGUGAAUAUUCACAGGAGAGCCAUAUGAGCUGUCGUGUGAUUGAUCCUUGAUUUGAAUUUAUAAGAAAUGUGUGGAAACGUUGAGAAAUAUAUUUCUGGCCAUUGUGUAUUAUUGUUCUUUUAUGUGUGAAGGGCAACUUUAUACUUUUUUAGUGCCCUUGCAUUGGAUAUUACAAUGUAACCUUAAUAUACUAAAAUCAAUAUUGUUGACUAUACUAGUGAAUAUAUUCAUCUUAGUUUUGUUGUGUUUUCUAAAUAAUUGCCAGAAAUAAUCAAGUCAGGGGGAGCAAGGUGUACUAAUGCCAAUUUUGUAUCUGUAUAACAAUUUAUGAUCAAUUUCGGCAAAGUUUUCACGUUGUUACGAGUUUAUGACACCAAAGCAUAUUAUCUGAUUGUUAUUUAUUAUUCUGUAGACAUCUUAUAACAUGCUUCUCAAAGUUGUAAAGGACUUGGUAGGAGAUGAACAAAGUAUAAGGUAAAAACAACUGUAAUUGUUGCAACCUAGUAACACAAAGACUGGAAUCAUACCUCUAGGGCGUGGUUGUCUUACACCCCCCUGUAAUGUUGGCUCCCAUCCUUUUUGUUCCCACUUUAUCAUGGGGUGACAACCUCAUCAGCACCUUAAGUACAUUUGGUUUUUUGCCCCUAAUUAAACUUGCUGUAAUAAUAAACAAAUUAUUUGUUUAUAUAAUUUUGAGGUUAAUGAACAUCUUAAAUAUAUUCAGUUUUGUUUCACUGAGAAAAAAAAUUUCUAAGUAUGCUCCACCUUAAAAGGUUAUUCUUUUUUAAGAGGUAUUUGUUUACAAUAAAAUGCAAAAAUUCCUAUAAAAAGGCCUAAUGAUCAUAAAUAUUUUUUGGCAGUGGUAUGCUACUAAACACAAAAAUUCUUGUGUGCUCUGGUGAUGUAUCCUUUUUAAUGCUGUUUGUACUACCAAGUACCCUGCGGGCAGAGUCUCCUUCUUCCUUUCCCUUCCCAACUUAUCUAGGAAGAUCGAAGGAGACUCUGCUCGCAGGGUAACUACAGUGGAACCCCGUUAAUGCCACCACCGUUGGGCCAUAAAAUACUGGUCGUAAUAACAAGGUGGUCGCAUUGACGGGGUCCUCAAAAUAAUCAAAUGACUCAAUGGUUUUUACGUUUGGUUUGAAAGAAUAUGGCCGUAAUAACGAGGUGGUCUUAUAAACGGGGUGGUCGUAAGGCGGGGUUCCACUGUACCAAGAAGACCAUAGAGUUUAAUACUGUCACCCAUUUACUCUUGGAUAUUUUACCAAAAAUUGCCUUUUGAUGCCAUUCUAGCUGUUUUCUGGUCACUGUCUGGCUACAAUGAGCAAAAACUGGCAUUUAUAAGUCAAACACUUCAGGGACUUCUGUUCCACAUCAAUACAAAUUAUUAGCUAUUCUGAAGUUCCACCAUGCGCAGAAGCAAAAUUUCAACAUAGCAUUUGGGUUUAAAAGUGACACUGCAGACUUUACUUAUAAAUGGGUCUCGAUUUAAAGUCUGAGUAUCCUAAUUUAUAAGUGGUCAGAUUCAUUACAUAUUUAGGUGGGAUAUUGUAACAACUGAAUUUCACUUACCAAUGACAUGAAGACAAACAUCAUAAUUUUUGUAAAACAAUAUACCCCAAAAUGCCUUAACUAUAGCAAAGCUCAAUAACCGUUUAUUUGGCCAGUGGAGUUUUAGAACUCUUAAUCUUGCUGCUCCAAGAAUACAAGAGUUUACAACAAACGAACCUAUAGAUGUUGUGGUAAGUCUUUUUAUAAGUACAGUGGUAUUUGGUACUCACACGACACAGACAGUUGCUUUAUAGUUACACUCUAUUGAGUACGCAUACUAUAUUGUAAAAAAUACAGUGAAACUGCUUGUUCAGGCACCUUUCUUUCACAGACACUGUCCAAAUAUAAACACCUCCCUAUUAUAGACAGUUCUCUUGCUCGCAAUAAUACUAAACUUCAUGCAAUGCUAUCUCUCUAAUAUUCAGACACCUCAGUUAUGCAGACACUUGGCUCUUUCCCUUUUGUGUAGAUGUACUAGGGCGUUUCUCAAAGUUUUAACUGUCCAUAAGCCGUCCAUGAGUUGCAGGCAGUGAAUGAAGUAGUCUGUUUUAUGCUUGAUUCAUGGACAUGCAAAAAAAUUUAUCUAAAAAUUAAGAGAGUCCUCCUCUGCAAGCAGGUUAAGUCCACCCCUCAUAUACUACUAAAUAAAUGUUCUAGACAAUUUCCUAACAAUCGUUUUAGUUUUAGAUCUUUUCCAUACAAUUUGACUUCAGAACGGUUUACACCCUAAUCCUCAGUCAUAACAUCCAACUCAAUCAUCUUUAAUUUCCUUGAAAUGUAAGUCAGAACCAGCUUUAUACUUGUAUAUUGCAUGUGUCAGGGACACCCAACAAGAAUAUAGUUCAAAACCUCUUAAACAUAGCAUUGUUAACUGUAUUUUAGUAUUUAAAAGAUAGAUAUAGGCAUAUUUUUAUGUCCUAAAAUUUUCUCAUCUGUUCGGAUUUCCUAGCUGAAAGUCUAGUGUUCCGAAAAUUACAGGGAUCACAACUUACCUUUUCGAAAAUUUCAGCGGAAAAAAGGCUCCCGAAAAUUCUAGGUGACCUUUUUAGGGUAAAAAUCUGUUAAAAAUGGGCAAUUAUACCAUUUUUUGGCUGAUCGAAAAUCCUAGGAGGGGCAGGCAAGUAAGAAAUUUUACAACAGAUGCUCUGAAAAUUCUAGAUCUCAAAUCAUCUUCCGAACAGAUAUUUUCCGAAAACUAACGUCGGGUACCCCUGAUGUGUUCUUAUUUCCAAACAGUUUUGUGUUUGAUGUCUUGAUCACAAGUGAUCUGACAAGUAUGGCUGCUAUGGUUUUUCACGUUAUUCACCAGAAAGCUACCCAAACUUACUCCAGCUUUUUCAUCUGCAUGUACUAAACUAUACUUUACAUUUCCCAUGCUGGUUAUGUCAGUUAUCUACAAUCUACUACCUGUAACUUCAAGUAAUGUUUCAUGAGAAAGACUUAUUGUUUAGAAUCUCUGUAAUCGUUUCCAAUUUGUUCCAGGUUGUAGAAGCCCUUUCACUUGUUCUUAAGUUAGCAGAAUAUUUGGCAAAGCUUCCAAAGGUUAGUGUUGACCUGACAAUAAGACAGACAGUUCAUAACCAAUUACACGGAAUUGAAUAAUUUUCUUAUUUUUAUUAGAUAAAACCUGAUAUGAUACUGAAGCAAAGGUCAAAUAUAAGGCUAUACCCUGCAUCCAAUUUGACAAUUUAUAUUCAACAAAUUCAGUAAAUUCAACAAGUUUAUCGACUUGUUUUUUCUUACAGAUCAGUUUGACAAACACCAUGGAUCAAUUACCAGAAAAAGUACCUGAUCUUUUAGUAAGACAAGGUAUUGUAAUUUUAGUUAAUUGAAACGGUUAGAAUGGGGAUAAAUUGAAGCAUUAUAAGGAUGGAAUAGCUCACAGUUCAUCCAAUUUGUUUCCGUAGAGACCAGAGUUAACAAUGCAUUGCUAUUUCCAAGUCAAGCAAUUGAUUCUUUCUCAUUGUUUGAUUGAUUAAGCACGAUUUCCUGACUAUACACCAGAAAGGUCGGCAGCCUUGCAAAUAUUACAAUCUUAGAAUUUUUAUCAUAAAGUGGCCGAUUCUCCCCCAGUCCCCUCCCCUCACCUGCAUCCCAACCCGCCUCGCAUUUUGGUCUUUAUUAGAUUUCUCUUUAUUUUUAUUCGCAUUUUUUAACCAAUGGAAACGGUUGAUCCGUCUAUGGAGCGAGGUUGUGCUCUUGCCGCAAUUGACGGUAACCUCUCUGGGAUUUUUGGAUCUGCCUCGUUUUUGGGGUUGGUACAAGCAGCAAAGCUUCUUGCAAUGGUGGUUGGAAAACCUUUGCAUUAUAAUUUGCUCUUUGAAGCACUGAUAACACAUCAACUACACUAAACCAGCAGUUGUAAAAGCUAUCCACUUUUUACAGGCAGCCUUCUCUAGACAGUUUGGGAGAUCGUUAAUAUAUUUAAGAAAAAUUAUCGGGCCUAAAAUGGAACCUUGAAGAACUCCACAAGUGCUUUGUUUAUAUGGCCGUCGACCAUGCUCUUCUGGCUUCGAUUGCUUUAAUACGACUCAAAUUACUUUAUAGAGUGGUUUUCCGUUUGAGUCCACGAUGUUGUACGUACAACGAACACUUUUUCUGUACUUUAACUCCGCACGGAUUUGAUCGAAUACGUUUUGAAUUCUCAAGACCUUAACACACCGUCAGGAUACCUUAAAAGAUAUACAACACCAAUAGACAUUGUCCUGGACAGUGGUAUGAGGAUUUUUUAUCUUCUAGUAAUUUAACUUAAUGUCCUUAAGCUACGUUGGUAUUAAGGCGUGAUGCUUUGGUGUCGGACAAAUCGUCGGCCGAAUCCGGUCCGACGAAGCUUUUCGCGCGGGUCCUUAGAAAGACUUGACCGAAAUCAGAAACCAAGCAUGAAAAGUCUCUGGCACCCAGGGUACGUUGGCAAAAACCUAGAGAUGAAAUCUAUAUACACGUACGUAGUGGUCAAAUGGAAAUUUUGGGGUUGAGCUACAAACCUGAAGGUCAUUAAGAACUUUGAAGAAACAAAACAGCUGGUCACUUUGCCCAUAUAGUCGAUGGAAUAGGUUGUCUUUUCAGGUAUUGUGCUUUCUGAAGUGGAUUUUUUCAUCCCUCUGUGUAGCCUGCGUGCUUCUCCGUUUUUUCUUUUCACGUUUUUCUCCCCCUCCCCUCCCCCCUUUUUUGUGCCUGCCACGCAGGCUACACUCUGUGCUUUCUUGAAAUUGUUGUAGGCAACUGCACACGCUGGUGAUGUGUGACUUCAUUAAACUAGGAAGUGUAGAAGUCAUGAACAUGAUGCAAGGGGAGGGGAGGGGGGAAAACACGAAAAGGGAAAUUCCGCUUCUUUUUUCCCACCACUUUUGACGCCUGUCUCACCGGCUAAUUGUCGUCUAACGAAAAGCGGGGACCGCGGAACAGUUUUUUUUAAAGUGUGUGGGGUGGGGCUACAGUUUUGGUGUCCCUUCCCUCUACAGGGGCGUAGCCAGGAUUUUUGAAGGGGGGGGGGGGUCAGAAGCUACUCACCGCUGCUCUCCCUCAUGUAUCAGCGGGAUCAGUCGUAUUAUCGCGGCAUGAAGGCCCAUAUUAACUAAAGACAAGAGCCGUUGACGAAUAUACUUUACAAAAAACCAAAUUUUAAAAAGUGGGAUUUUCAACAAUGGCUUUUACGGCCAAGAUAUUGUCAUGGCGUUUUCGCCACCUGAAUAUUGUAGGUUGUUUGCUCAAAAGAAGGCCUACCAAGGGAGGGUCACGGGCACCCCAGGAGCCCCCCCUAGCUACGCCCCUGCUCUAAACAAUGUUACCCUUGUUUGAUAGAAAAAAAUGUUGUCCCUGUUACCUUAUUGCAUCGUAGUAACUUAUUAAUAUAAAUUGAUUUAUUGUAAGAGCUAACUCAAAGUUGUUUUUACUGUAUUUUCUUUUUCAACAGAAAUGGCCUGGCCCAUGCAGACAAAGCUUUUUCCUUUAAGUUAG
This is a messenger RNA of Porites lobata, 16213 nucleotides long. Lineage: Eukaryota; Metazoa; Cnidaria; Anthozoa; Scleractinia; Poritidae. The record is from the annotation of a GenBank genome assembly.